Messenger RNA from Penicillium digitatum Pd1, 243 nucleotides. The record is from RefSeq and is a predicted model, not a curated record. Lineage: Eukaryota; Fungi; Ascomycota; Eurotiomycetes; Eurotiales; Aspergillaceae.
AUGGUGGAAACAGAAUCCGAGAAGCCUCCACAGGGAGAUAAUAUCCAUGCCAAUGACGAGGAAGAUGGAGAAUACAUCACAGGAUUCAAGCUGUGGGCGAUUUUGAUUUCGGGAACUCUUGUCCAGUUUGUUAUGAUGCUGGAUCAAUCUAUUAUUGCUACGGUAUAUAUCCAGACUCCAAUGGUUGUCAGAGUAUGGUGGCAUACUAAACAUCUUUCAGGCCGUUCCGUAUAUCACGGAUGA